Molecule: messenger RNA, 936 nt
Organism: Hirsutella rhossiliensis
Lineage: Eukaryota; Fungi; Ascomycota; Sordariomycetes; Hypocreales; Ophiocordycipitaceae
Product: transposase-like protein
Exons: 5
Coding region: 1-936 (311 amino acids)
Source: RefSeq, a predicted model, not a curated record
AUGGCCAGUCUAGACUCGCAUCGACCGAAGGAUCAAGCCUUGAUGAACGCCUUCAUUGCGUCGUUCGAUCCUCUCCACUUUCAGAAUUUGCUUAUACGCUGGGUGGCCUGCGACAACGUCCCCUUUCAUAAGCUUGAGAGUCCGUACUUCCGCGAGCUUAUGGACCGCAUCAACAUCUCCUUUGAUGGGUGGUCCUCUCGGAACUUCCGAACAUUCCUUUUGGGCUUGCCGCAAAUCGAAGGCCGUCAUACCGGGGAGAACCUUGCAGACCGCGUCAGCGAAAUUAUUCACGAAUAUGGGUUAGAGGAUUGCAUCGGGUACUUUGUGACAGACAAUGCAGAGAGUAACGACACAUGUCUGGAAGACCUAGGCGUUGAGUUUGGCUUCAAUAAGCAGCACCGACGGCUCCGUUGCUGUGGGCAUAUUAUUAAUCUCGUCGCCCGAUCUAUUCUUUUCGGCGCCGACCCCGACGCCUUUGAGGAGGACUGCCAAGCCCAUAAAGAGAUUCGAGAUGAGAUGAAGCUCUGGAGAUCGGAGGGCCCAAUUGGAAAGUUGCACAAUAUUGUUCACUGGGUGCAAAGAUCUGGCCAGCGCAUUGAGAAGCUCCACAAGCUCCAGCUUAUUGAGAACACCGCCUUGAACCUUGAAGACAAGACAACAUACGAUGUCAUCUCGGAUAAUGCCACACGCUGGAACUCAUCGGAGGCGAUGAUGCAGAGAGGCUACCGUCUCCGGAACACGCUUGAUUCCAUGGUUCAGGCAGAAGUUACGGAAUGGAACCAAUACGUCGCCAGGAGGACUCAGAACGGGACAAAGCCGAUGCCAAAGAAGAGUAGGAAGAAGCCGGCCAUUGUUGACGAUAAGAUGUCUGUUGAGGACUGGUCAAAGGCCGACCUAAGGAAGGUAAAUUCGGUGCGAUUUGGGAGGUUUUACUAA